AAAAAUAGCCAUCCGUCAGUCAGUCCACUUGCUGUAUUCACUCGAUCACAGUCACAGUCAGUCAGUUAGUCCGUCAGUAGUGUUGGGCCAUGGGUUAGAGAAUGAAAAACAGGAUUUCCCCACCCUGUUUUGCACCGAAUACAAAGGCUGCGCUGCCCGACCCGAAAUGAAAUUUUGUGGAAAAUUGUGACUAUUUGGGAGGGUCUUCUAGAUGUAAAGUUAGUCACAUGAAUCGGCCAAACUUCGGUCUUCCUCGCGUAGAUAUCUUGUGGGUGUUUGCAGUUCGUUAAGUAGGGUAAAAAUCGUGAAAGAAAUCUGUGAUGAAUGGAUACUGAUGUAAGAACAGGUUGCGGAGCAAACGAGAAAAAAUCGAAUGUGAUAUGGUUUGGCAGUUCUGGAGAAAUGUUUUGCAGUUCCUUGGUUUAGAUUAGAAAACGUAACUUCGCAGAUGUUGAGUUUUGAAGACCUUCGCUGAUUUGAAAAGUCAUACCUAAGUUAGAAGAAAAUAUUGUGUUCAUUUUUUGUAAUAAUUGCAAGUGAGUUUAAGAGUAAUAUCAAACAAAGAAAUCUGGAUCAAAUCGAGCCUAAAUCAAUUUCCUGGUUUCAAGCAUCGGUCGUGUGCAAUUAGGGUCGUCAUAACAAGCAUCCUUGACCAAGAUUUGAACAGAGCCAAUUUUCACUCCCAAGUGAUAACUACCCGUUGUCCUCCAAGUGGUGCACGAAAAAGGGCUGCGGGAGAGAUGCAGUAACCCCUCCGUACAAGGAACAAGCCCUAACACACAUGGGAUCCACCACCAAAACAGUCAGUGAAGUAUCAGCAUAGGCGAAGAAGGCCUCAGAAGUGGCGUGGAAAUCGCAGUGCGGAAAGCGCGCGGAAAAUCGAUAUCGUUUCCUUUUGCUGUCAAACACAGCCUUGCCAGGAGGUGCAAACAGGACUUUCGCAAGUGAAGUUGGCUGCGAUUCGGAGGUUCGUUUGUUUUCCUUCCAUCGUUCGUCUUGUGGAAAAGGGGGGAAAAGUGGCGUCAAAACAAAGAAGGAAAAUGCGGCCCGCAGAAGAUGGGAGGAAAAUCACGUUUUCCACCACAUGUGCGGGACGGAAUGUUUGUGUAUAGGAAAUCGCGCGCGCUCGAAGUCGACUCCUGUAAACAAGAAGGCGUAUUGCAUAGUGGUGUGCGUUUGUAAUGUGCGUGUUGCAUAGUGGAAGGCGCGGACAAAGGACCACAACGAAACAGUCGAAGAUGCUGCGGAGAUAAACAAGCUCAUACUGUCGAGUGGUUAAGCUUUUCCAAUUUUUCCUCCCGGAAUAGUGCAAACAGAACGAUAACGAUUCAAGAGUACAUUCGCUGAACAAUAGUGUGUUGAUUGGGUCCUCGAAUUGUCGUCGAGUGUGGAGGAAAAGCCCUGCGAGGCAGAUGUCGUCUGUGCAGCGAUAAUGGACCAGUGAAAGGAUCCUUCACUUACUUCGUACGCGGCGCGGGUGGUAUUGCGACUCAAGAUCCUCUGAAAGUUCAGGUCGUCCACAAUGCACUAUCGACACGAAGAGGGGCGGCAUUUGCUGCUACGGAAUGCUUCGGCCGGGGCGUCCGUCGAUUCCAAAUUCGACAGCUCAAUUGUGUGGCCUUUCCUGAUACAGAAUGCGAUGGAAAAUCCAUUGUGUACGACGACGGCUGCCGCCAAUUCGACAGUUUCGGUGCUACUUUGGACAACGAUUGCAGUUUUUGGGAUUGUGUACACGUUGUUAGGCUAUCGAUGUCUCAGAGCAAUAGGCUUCCUGACGGGCCUGGCUGCCGGUGCAGGAUGCAUCGUACUGCUGCAGAGCAAGAACAUUACAGGGUUUGGAAAUCUAGCUGCGCCAGCUCUCGCUGUAGUGGCCGGCCUAUUUGGUGCUAUCCUGGGGUCAACCCAUCCAAUUUCGUCCAUCCUGAUUGGAGCCUCGGCCGGUGCACUGGUCGCGGGAGCUAUCAUUGCGUCCUGCAUUGCCACACUACCUCAUUACAUCUUUGGAGAAAAUGAGCUCUUCGUGUCGGUCGUGGGAGGGGCAAUCAUCUGUGCCAUCAUCGCACUAUUUUGUCCAAAGUUCAUGUCAAUCAUUGCUUCCAGUAUACUGGGAUCGGCCAUGAUCCUGUGCUCAAUCGACUUCUUCAUGCACGGACUGAACACGCUGGAUUGGAUCGUCAAUAUCAAACCAGAUCCGAUACCGCCCCCAUGUUGGGGUGGAGUCAUCCUGAGCUGUUGGCCCAUCGCCGCGGUUCUGGGCGUGCUGGUUCAGAGCUUCGUCACUGCCUGGAAAAUAGACCACCGAAGACAGAUGAUGCACCGGCGGAGGCGCCACUACAAGGGCCGAACCGGAUCGCGAUCGCGGGAAACACGGGAAGAGGCACGGCAACGGAAGUACCGAUACCUGUAUCAGGUGCGCACCGCCCGAGGAGACAUCAUUUCUCAGAACUUCGUAUCCGCCCUCCAGAAGCACGUCACCACAGAUUCCGGCCCACCGUCGGAGGUUUCCACCAAGCUGGGUUCGAGCGAUCGCAACACGGCCCGCAGCGAUCGAACCCACAUGACCAACCUGCCCGAUUCGGACUUCGAGAAGCGCGAUCUGAGCUACGAGAAACGUUGACAUCCAGCCAAAUAGCAGUAUCCGUAUCCGCCGCAUCCGCAUCAACAACAACAGCAACAGUUACCACUGCAUCAGCAGCAGCAACAGCCACAACAACAGCAGUACUACUACUACUACAGCAACAACAACCACAGUGGCCACCACCAGCAACAACCACAGAAACACGAACGCACUUGUUACUAGAGCAGAAAGGUGAGGAAUCUAUAAACGGGGGAGUUGAAUAGACAGGACAAGGAUUUGAACGAGUUCAAAGCAAUUCGGAUGAUGUCUCUAGGACAGGGUUUGUACAGGUAAGGUAAGUGAAAGAGGUAAGUAGUCAAAAUGGCAUAAAAAGAUUUUUAUACGAAGAAAGCGAUUCAAAAUGGCUACAAACAGAGUGAACGGAAUGAAUAAACAGUAACGUUCAAGGGACAGGUAUUUCGUACGAAUAAAAAUCAGUAAUGCAAAACAAUGAAUAGACACUAGGGUGUGGCUUAUUUUUCAAACAGUUUCUUAGAACUAAUAUCCAACCAACAAAUAUGUAGUUGUGCGAUGAAGAGCGUGGGGUGAGAUGGGUAUUGGAUUCUGAUUGGCUCCACAGAAUCGUUACCUGUUAUGUGGCGAAGUUGGUUAACGCACCCUGUCAGCUCAUUGGGGUGACGUGGGUUCAAAUCCCACUCAAAUUGUGUUUUUUUUUUGCAAUUUUCCAUCUUAAUUUGUCCAUUUCUAACACAUUUGUGUCUAUAAACUUCAUGAUUAACGCAUGAUAAUUUUUGUUUUGUAAACCUUCACGAAAGUCACCGUAAACGAAUUCAAAAUCUUCCACAUUUUCAUAUUUUUUUACCAAAAUUUGAAUGAUUUUUUUCAUACCAGUUGAAAAAAAAGUUUAGUUUUAAGAAACUUUUUAAAAUAAGCCACACCCACAACGAGAACUGUAAAUCAUGCGCAAUAUGUCGCCAACAACGGAUAAUGGGAAAUUUUAAACAAAGACAAACAUGUGUAACGAUAAAAUAUAAAGCCCUAAAAAUACCAAAUCAAUAACUGAAUCAAAUUCAUUGCUAUAUAGAGAUAAGGUUCUAUAAAUUGAAAAUUAUUUCAGAGCAAGUCUGAAGCAAAACUUUGACCGUAAACUUUUUGAUUCUCUAAAGGAAUAAUCUUAAAAAAAAACAAAUUAAAAACAGCUACACACAGUAAAAGAAUACAAAACAAGAAAGGUGGGGAAAUGUGAGACGAAUGUGAUUCAAGUUUUUAUCAACAGAGUAGCACGAGGACAAGUUGUAGAGACUCAGACCAUUGUUUUCCGCGCAGUAGGUUCAUGUUGUAGCGAGAAGCGGUUUAGUUAUUUCUGAACACAAAUAUCGAAACGGAAUGGUUGUUUGAUUUACAAAACAAAACAAAAACGAGAAUGAUUUGAGGUCCUUUCUCAAAGAUGUCCAUGGCGCUCCGCGCGCGGUAGAAGCCCAGAGAAGGAGUAUUGAAAUAUUUAUACAUAAAAAAGCAGGAUUACAAACAUACGCCAGUUACAAUAAAGUGGAUAGAAUUACCAGCAGAUAAGGUCAAUGUUUCUCUUACUUUUUUUGGCAGCGCAAUAGAACUUGUUUACUCAAUUAGAUUAUAUUUUUGAACAAAUACACACAAACGUAGCAAAACCGCCGCCACAGCCAUCAGAUCAAAAACUAAACAUACGGAAUACAAUAAAUGCGAAAUGAUAUUGUGACGAUAACUGAUUGAUGGAGAAAAAUCAAGGAUGAAGUGUGCAAUGGAUCCCUUCCAAGAUGCAAAACUGACAAACGGGAAUGACGAGUGUGUAGUGCAAUGCAAAGGUAUAAUAUCGAAAGACAGAGAGUAAUAAAUGUAAUAGGCUAAAGGAAAGCUCAAAAUAUAUAUAAGCCAUAUUUUGGAUUUAUCGGA
This is a messenger RNA of Aedes albopictus (Asian tiger mosquito), 4507 nucleotides long. Its product is annotated as transmembrane protein 198. Lineage: Eukaryota; Metazoa; Arthropoda; Insecta; Diptera; Culicidae. The transcript has 7 exons. Gene Ontology annotation, cellular component: plasma membrane. The coding region runs from base 1523 to 2617 and encodes 364 amino acids. The record is from RefSeq and is a predicted model, not a curated record.